Messenger RNA from Cryptococcus wingfieldii CBS 7118, 294 nucleotides. RefSeq lists its product as hypothetical. Gene Ontology annotation, biological process: translation; protein-RNA complex assembly. The transcript is spliced from 4 exons. Bases 1 to 294 code for a protein of 97 amino acids. NCBI's taxonomy places the organism in Eukaryota, Fungi, Basidiomycota, Tremellomycetes, Tremellales, Cryptococcaceae. Gene Ontology annotation, molecular function: structural constituent of ribosome. Gene Ontology annotation, cellular component: cytosolic large ribosomal subunit; ribosome. The record is from RefSeq and is a predicted model, not a curated record.
AUGCCGCAUCCCCAGCAAGUCCGUGACAUCAAGAAGUUCCUCGAGAUCGCCCGUAGAAAGGACGCGACCCUCGCCCGGAUCAAGAAGACUGCCAUCAAGCCUUCUGCCACUGUCGCCCAGUCCAAGGCUAAGGCCGCCAAGGCCCCCACCCACGUCACCAAGUUCAAGAUCCGAUGCUCCAAGUACCUCUACACCCUUGUUCUUGACGACGCUGAGAAGGCCGAGAAGCUCAGGCAGUCUUUGCCUCCUGGACUCAAGGUUGAGGACCUUAGCGUCAAGGCUGCCAAGAAGUAA